AUGAAAAACAUUCCGGGGGGUCACAAAUUGUUCGUUCAGGAUAAAGAAGUUGCGACUUUAAUCGAAAAUCUUUACAGUAAAUUAAAAUUAGCAUUGAUAAAGAAAGAAGAGGGAAAACCGACGGCUUUACUCACGCACCUUCGUAAAAUCAACGAACACCUCGCGAAGAAGGACACUCGCUUUCUCACGGGGGACACGAUGUGUUGUUUCGACUGCGAACUGAUGCCACGUCUCCAACACAUUCGAGUCGCCGGAAAGUAUUUUGUCGAUUUUGAAAUCCCCGGAGAGCUCACGGCUUUGUGGCGUUACAUGUAUCACAU
Pediculus humanus corporis (human body louse) is the source of this 320-nucleotide messenger RNA. Its product is annotated as chloride intracellular channel, putative. The transcript has 2 exons. Gene Ontology annotation, biological process: chloride transport. Gene Ontology annotation, molecular function: chloride channel activity. The record is from RefSeq and is a predicted model, not a curated record. The annotation marks the transcript as partial. Gene Ontology annotation, cellular component: apical plasma membrane; cytoplasm. NCBI's taxonomy places the organism in Eukaryota, Metazoa, Arthropoda, Insecta, Psocodea, Pediculidae.